Molecule: messenger RNA, 1250 nt
Organism: Clarias gariepinus (North African catfish)
Lineage: Eukaryota; Metazoa; Chordata; Actinopteri; Siluriformes; Clariidae
Gene: gnb3a
Product: guanine nucleotide binding protein (G protein), beta polypeptide 3a
Exons: 9
Coding region: 138-1160 (340 amino acids)
Biological process (GO): G protein-coupled receptor signaling pathway
Cellular component (GO): cytoplasm; heterotrimeric G-protein complex
Molecular function (GO): signaling receptor complex adaptor activity; protein binding
Source: RefSeq, a predicted model, not a curated record
AAGAGCUCGCUAGAGACACUAACACAUUUAAACAGCAAUAGAAGAAAAAGUCACCUCGCUUUAUAAGACAUCACUGCGCUCAUCUGAUCUCACUUCCUGUUCAUCUCGGUUGGGGUCUGUGCCUGACAUCUGUUGCCAUGGCGGAUUUGGCGCAACUUCGGAAGGAGGUGGAGGACCUUAAGGAGCAGAUCGCUGCGGCACGUAAAUCAGUGCAGGAUGCCACACUGAAGGAUAGCGUCUCAGGAACAGCGUCGCUGUCAAAGGUUCAGCUCAAAACCAGGAAGACACUGAGAGGACAUACGGGCAAGGUCUACGCCUUGCAGUGGGGCACAGAAUCAAAACUAUGUGUGAGCGCAUCUCAGGAUGGCAAAAUGAUCAUAUGGGACACCCAGACCUCCAACAAGGUGAAUGCCAUCUCAUUGAAGUCUUCCUGGGUGAUGACGUGUGCAUAUUCACCUUCAGGAAACCUGGUGGCAUGUGGGGGUUUGGACAACAUGUGCUCUGUCUACAACCUGACGCCAAAAGAUGGCCAAAUUAAGGUCAUCCGUGAGCUGCUUGGACAUGACGGCUAUUUGGCUACCUGUCGCUUCCUGAAUGACAAGGAGAUCAUUACCGGCUCUGGAGACAAUACCUGCUGUCUCUGGGACAUCGAGACUGGGGAACAGAAGACGACUUUUGCUGGGCACAUUGGUGACUGCAUGUCAAUGGCUUUGUCUCCAGACUUAAACUUUUUUAUUUCAGGAUCAUGCGACUACUCAGCCAAACUGUGGGACAUACGAGAGGGACAGUGCAAACAGACAUUCUAUGGCCAUGAGAGUGACGUAAAUGCAAUUGGGUUCCUCCCCAGUGGUAAUGCAGUGAUCACUGGCUCGGACGACUCGACCUGCAGGCUGUAUGACCUGCGCGGCGAUCAGGAGCUGGCCACUUACAAGGACUCCAACCUGAUGAGCGGUGUCACCUCCCUCGCACCCUCACUUUCUGGACGCCUCCUCCUGGCUGGCUAUGAUGACUUCACCUGCAACAUCUGGGACACGCUGAAGGCUGAGAGAGUGGGAACACUGUCAGGUCACGAUAACCGAGUGAGCUGCCUCGGUAUGGCCACUGACGGAAUGGCUUGCUGCACAGGAUCCUGGGAUAGCUUCCUGAAGGUCUGGAACUGAAACACCUUCUGAACAAGCCACACGAAAAGAGGAGAAACAUGAUUCAGGGAACCAUCUAAAUGUACAUGGGCAGAAAGUGGGAGAUAGGUG